Molecule: messenger RNA, 4376 nt
Organism: Phodopus roborovskii (desert hamster)
Lineage: Eukaryota; Metazoa; Chordata; Mammalia; Rodentia; Cricetidae
Gene: Tmem94
Product: transmembrane protein 94
Exons: 32
Coding region: 190-4272 (1360 amino acids)
Source: RefSeq, a predicted model, not a curated record
GCCCCUGGAGGCGGGGACGCGAAGUGAGGAGGGGGCAGGGAGGGGAGCGGACGCGGGCGAGGAAGACCGGUCCGGGGCCCCCGAUGCUGUGACUGUGACAGACUCACUGAGAUUUGUCCAUGUUGGGGAGGAAGUGUCCUUCCAGGUGUGACCGUGUUCAUCUGGGCAUGUCUGAAGUACCCUGGGCCCAUGGACCUGAAGGAGAAGCACCUGGGAGAGCCCCCCUUGGCCCUGGGCCUGUCUACCCGGAAGGCACUCAGUGUCCUGAAGGAACAGCUGGAGGCUGUGUUGGAGAAACACCUCAAAGAGCGGAAGAAGUGCCGGACGUGGAAGGAGGCAUGGGGAAGCAGCUUCCUGCACCUGAGUAACCGCUGCUCCUGUUUCCACUGGCCGGGGGCUUCUCUCAUGCUGUUGGCUGUGCUGCUGAUGCUGUGUUGCUGUCGGGGCCAGCCAGCCGGGAGCCAUGGAGUGGAGCUGGUAAAUGCCUGUGCCCUGUUCCUGUUGCUGAUUCUCAACCUCAUCCUCAUUGGGCGGCAAGAUCGGCUGAAGCGCCAGGAGGUGGAGCGCAGGCUCCGGGGGAUCAUUGACCAAAUCCAAGAUGCUCUCAGGGAUGAGAAGGAGAUCAAGUGGCCGAACGCCAUGUAUCCAGACCUUCACAUGCCCUUUGCACCAUCCUGGUCCUUGCACUGGGCUUACAGAGAUGGGCACCUGGUAAACCUGCCCGUCAGCCUGUUGGUGGAAGGCGACAUCAUAGCCCUGCGGCCUGGCCAGGAGUCCUUCGCCUCCCUGAGGGGCAUCAAGGAUGACGAGCACAUUGUCCUGGAGCCAGGAGACCUGUUCCCCCCCUUCUCUCCACCGCCCUCACCCAGGGGAGAAGUGAAGAAAGGCCCACAGAACCCCCAGCAACACCGGCUCUUCCGAGUCCUGCAGACUCCUGUGAUUGACAACGUCAGAUGGUGUCUGGACAUGGCCCUGUCACGCCCGGUCACUGCUCUGGACAACGAAAGGUUCACAGUCCAGUCAGUGAUGCUUCACUAUGCUGUGCCGGUGGUCCUGGCUGGCUUUCUCAUCACCAACGCCCUGCGCUUCAUGUUCAAUGCACCGGGGGUCACUUCGUGGCAGUACACCCUUCUCCAGCUCCAGGUGAAUGGCAUGCUGCCCAUCCUCCCUCUGCUCUUCCCCGUCCUCUGGGUCCUGGCUACCGCCUGUGGAGAAGCCCGUGUCCUGGCCCAGAUGAGCAAGGCCUCGCCCAGCUCCCUGCUGGCCAAGUUCUCAGAGGAUACGCUCAGCAGCUACACCGAAGCUGUCUCCUCUCAGGAAAUGCUGCGCUGCAUUUGGGGUCACUUUCUGAGGGUGAUCCAGGGGACAUCGCCAACACUGAGCUACAGUGCCAGUCUGCUGCAUAGCUUGGGCUCUGUCACGGUGCUGUGCUGUGUAGACAAGCAGGGCAUCCUAUCAUGGCCAAAUCCCAGCCCAGAGACUGUACUGUUCUUCAGCGGGAAGGCAGAGCCCCCUCAUAGCAGCCACGAGGACCUCACAGACGACCUGUCUACCCGCUCCUUCUGCCAUCCUGAGGUAGAAGAGGAGCCCCAUGAACGCGAUGCCCUCCUUGCUGGCUCCCUGAACAAUACCCUGCACCUUUCCAACGAGCAGGAGCAUGGUGACUGGCCCGGCGAUGGCCCCAAGCCCUCUGAGCCCCACCCCCAUCACAAAGUAUACGGCCGCAGCAAACACCCAUCUGGUUCCAAUGUGAGCUUCAGCAGGGACACUGAAGGUGGAGAGGAAGAGCCCGGCAAGGCCCAGCCGGGGACGGAAGGUGACCCCUAUGAGGCCGAGGACUUUGUGUGUGACUACCACUUGGAGAUGCUGAGCCUGUCCCAAGACCAGCAGAACCCGUCAUGCAUCCAGUUUGAUGAUUCCAACUGGCAGUUACACCUUACCUCCCUCAAGCCUCUGGGCCUGAACGUGCUGCUGAACCUGUGUAACGUCAGUGUCACCGAACGCCUGUGCCGCUUUUCCGACCACCUGUGCAACAUCGCCCUGCAGGAGAGCCACAGUGCUGUGCUGCCCGUGCACGUGCCCUGGGGCCUCUGCGAGCUGGCCCGUCUCAUAGGCUUCACUCCAGGUGCCAAGGAGCUCUUCAAGCAGGAGAACCAUCUGGCGCUCUACCGCCUCCCCAGUGCUGAGACCGUGAAGGAGACAUCUCUGGGGCGGCCCUCCUGUGUCACCAAGCGACGCCCCCCACUCAGCCACAUGAUCAGCCUUUUCAUCAAAGAUACUGCCACCAGCACAGAGCAGAUGCUGUCCCACGGCACUGCCGAUGUGGUCUUGGAGGCCUGCACAGACUUCUGGGAUGGUGCUGACAUCUACCCUCUUUCCGGUUCUGACAGAAAGAAAGUACUGGAUUUCUACCAGCGAGCCUGCCUGUCUGGUUAUUGCUCUGCCUUUGCCUACAAGCCCAUGAACUGCACCCUGUCCUCUCAGCUCAAUGGCAAAUGCAUCGAGCUGGUGCAGGUACCCGGCCAGAACGGCAUCUUCACCAUGUGCGAGCUACCCAGCCCUGUCCCCAUGAAGCCGAACACGCGCCGCAACAGCUGGAGCUCUGAUGAAGGGAUCGGGGAGGCGCUGGAGAAGGAAGACUGCAUGCAGGCCCUGAGCGGUCAGAUCUUCAUGGGCGUGGUGUCCUCCCAGUACCAGGCCCGACUGGACAUCGUGCGCCUCAUCGAUGGGCUGGUCAACGCCUGUAUCCGCUUUGUCUAUUUCUCUUUGGAGGAUGAGCUCAAAAGCAAGGUGUUUGCUGAAAAGAUGGGCCUGGAGACAGGCUGGAACUGCCACAUCUCCCUCACGCCCAAUGGGGACAUGCCUGGCUCUGAGAUCCCUCCCUCUAGCCCCAGCCAUGCGGGCUCUCUCCAUGACGACCUGAAUCAGGUGUCCCGAGAUGAUGCAGAAGGACUCCUCCUCUUAGAGGAGGAGGGUCACUCAGACCUCAUCAGCUUCCAGCCUACGGACAGUGACAUCCCCAGCUUCCUGGAGGACUGUAACCGGGCCAAGCUGCCCCGGGGCAUCCACCAGGUGCGGCCCCACCUGCAGAACAUUGACAACGUACCGCUGUUGGUGCCCCUCUUCACUGACUGCACCCCUGACACCAUGUGUGAGAUGAUAAAGAUCAUGCAGGAGUAUGGGGAGGUGACCUGCUGCCUGGGCAGCUCUGCCAACCUUCGGAACAGCUGCCUCUUCCUCCAGAGCGAUGUCAGCAUUGCCCUGGAUCCCCUGUAUCCAUCCCGCUGUUCCUGGGAGACAUUUGGUUAUGCCACUAGUACCGCCAUGGCCCAGGCCUCCGACGGCCUUUCUCCCCUGCAGUUGUCCGGGCAGCUCAACAGCCUGCCUUGCUCCCUGACCUUUCGCCAGGAAGAGAGCAUCAGCAUCAUCCGUCUCAUUGAGCAGGCUCGGCAUGCCACCUAUGGCAUCCGUAAGUGCUUCCUCUUCCUGUUGCAGUGCCAGCUGACCCUGGUGAUCAUCCAGUUCCUUUCUUGUCUGGUCCAGCUGCCACCACUCCUGAGUACCACAGACAUCUUAUGGUUGUCCUGCUUUUGUUACCCUCUGCUCAGUAUCUCUCUACUGGGGAAGCCACCACAUAGCUCCAUCAUGUCUAUGGCAACAGGCAAAAAUCUUCAGUCCAUUCCUAAGAAGACCCAGCACUACUUCCUGCUCUGCUUCCUGCUUAAGUUCAGCCUCACCAUCAGCUCGUGCCUCAUCUGCUUUGGCUUCACACUGCAGAGCUUCUGUGACAGUGCCCGGGCCCGCAACCUCACCAACUGCUCCUCAGUCAUGCUUUGUAGCGAUGAUGACAGGGCUCCAGCCUGGUUUGAGGAUUUCGCCAAUGGGUUGCUGUCAGCUCAGAAGCUCACAGCUGCCCUGAUUGUCCUGCACACUGUCUUUAUCUCCAUCACCCAUGUACAUCGCACGAAGCCUCUGUGGAGAAAGAGCCCCUUGACAAACCUCUGGUGGGCGGUGACGGUUCCUGUGGUGCUCCUAGGUCAGGUGGUCCAGACAGUCGUGGACCUGCAGCUAUGGACACACAGGGACACCCGUGUCCACUUUGGCCUGGAAGAUGUGCCCCUGCUGACAUGGCUCCUGGGCUGCCUGUCCCUGGUCCUUGUGGUAGUCACCAACGAGAUUGUAAAGCUGCACGAGAUUCGGGUCCGUGUCCGCUACCACAAGCGACAGAAGCUGCAGUUUGAGACUAAACUGGGCAUGAACUCUCCCUUCUGAGCCAUUGGCCAUGGCGGCCAUCAUUGCCCUGCUUCCUGGGGCUAGAGCCAGAUGGACUCCUGGGUCUGGGGAGUUGCUAUCACGAAUGUUUCAGGGUUUGUGUC